UUAGCUUGUCCUCUAGGCACUCCCUGCUGCAGGAUGAAUUAGGAAGGGGAGGCCUCUUCCUCUGAACCAUGGAGACAAGGGCGUCCUUCAUUGCCACCAUGCAGGAGACCCAGCAUCUCUCCCCAGAGAAGGGCCAGAGCCCAACCAAUGGCAACAGGGAGCAGUUUGAUUCAGAUGAGGGCUCCAGCAUUGAAGAUGAAGACUUCAACUGGGAUGAGUUCCUGGAGGAAACAGGAGCCAGUGCUGCUCCCCACACCUCCUUCAAACACGUUGAAAUCAGCCUUCAAAGCAGUUUCCAACCAGGAAUGAAGUUAGAAGUGGCCAACAAGAGCAAUCCAGACACAUACUGGGUGGCUACAAUCAUCACAACGUGUGGACAGCUCUUGUUGCUUCGUUACUGUGGCUAUGGAGAUGAUCGCAGGGCAGACUUCUGGUGUGAUGUGAUGACAGCAGAUCUUCACCCCGUUGGCUGGUGUACACAGAAUAACAAGGUCCUGAUGCCUCCAGAUGCAAUCAAAGAGAAGUACCUGGACUGGACAGAGUUCCUCAUACACGAUCUGACCGGCGCUCGGACCGCACCUGCCAAUUUGCUGGAAGGCCCUCUGCGAGGAAAAAACCCUGUAGACCUCAUUACAGUUGAUUCCUUAAUAGAGCUGCAGGAUUCCCAGAACCCCUUUCAGUACUGGAUAGUUAGUGUGGUUGAAAAUGUUGGAGGAAGAUUACGCCUUCGCUAUGUGGGAUUGGAGGAGACUGAAUCCUAUGACCAGUGGUUGUUUUACUUGGAUUGCAGACUUCGACCAGUCGGUUGGUGUCAAGAGAAUAAAUACAGAAUGGACCCACCUGCAGAUAUCUAUUCUCUGAAGACUAUAUCUGAAUGGAAAUGCGCUCUGGAAAAAUCCCUUAAUAAAAAACUUCCGAUGGAAGUGUUCAAGGACCAUGCUGAUUUGCGAAACCACUUCUUCACUGUGGGGAUGAAGCUGGAGGCAGUGAAUAUGAAGGAGCCUUUUCAUAUCUGUCCUGCAUCAGUGACCAAGGUUUUUAGCAAUCAUUAUUUACAAGUGACCAUUGAUGACCUGAGACCUGAACCCAGCCAAAUCUCAAUGCUUUGCCAUGCGGAUUCCUUAGGGAUCUUGCCAAUACAGUGGUGCCUUAAAAACGGAGUCAAUCUCACACCUCCCAAGGGUUACUCUGGCCAGGACUUUGACUGGGCAGACUACCAGAAGCAGUGUGGAGCUGAGGCAGCAUCUCACCUCUGCUUUAGAAACACAUCCUUCAGCCGUGGCUUUACUAAGAACAUGAAGCUGGAGGCAGUGAACCCCAGGAACCCUGCAGAGAUAUGUGUUGCUUCUAUCACCUCAGUUAAAGGACGGUUGAUGUGGCUUCACCUUGAAG
This is a messenger RNA of Chaetura pelagica (chimney swift), 1392 nucleotides long. It is a transcript of the gene SFMBT2, whose product is annotated as Scm-like with four mbt domains 2. Lineage: Eukaryota; Metazoa; Chordata; Aves; Apodiformes; Apodidae. The record is from RefSeq and is a predicted model, not a curated record. Gene Ontology annotation, cellular component: nucleus. Gene Ontology annotation, biological process: regulation of DNA-templated transcription.